Ipomoea triloba (trilobed morning glory) is the source of this 1841-nucleotide messenger RNA. RefSeq names its product putative glutamine amidotransferase GAT1_2.1. The transcript has 4 exons. The record is from RefSeq and is a predicted model, not a curated record. Lineage: Eukaryota; Viridiplantae; Streptophyta; Magnoliopsida; Solanales; Convolvulaceae. Gene Ontology annotation, cellular component: cytosol. Gene Ontology annotation, molecular function: hydrolase activity, acting on carbon-nitrogen (but not peptide) bonds, in linear amides. Bases 206 to 1495 code for a protein of 429 amino acids.
UCCAAUGCAUGCGCGGCGAGUCACACCUUUUCCAACAUCGCCUCGGACUAAUUUAUUUUAGUUUCUUCAAUUUUUCUAACUCAAAUCCAUCCCAGAAUCCCUUCCACCUAUAAAUACUAUCGCAAUCACAUUUUUUCUAAUCCAAUAAUCUUCAAAAGGUUCACUGCUUUCUUUCUUUAUCAUAAUUGCAUCGUGUAUCACUCCCAUGUCCACCCAACUCUCUGUGGUCCUUCCUCGCGUCCUCAUCGUCUCUCGACGAACCGUUCGCAAGAACAAAUUCGUAGAUUUUGUCGGAGAGUAUCAUCUUGAUCUUAUAGUGAGUUAUGGAGCGGUUCCAGUCAUCGUUCCUCGGGUGGCCGGAGUUCAUAUGUUGCUAGAAAGCUUCGAGCCGAUCCACGGCGUUCUUCUGUGCGAAGGAGAGGAUCUGGAUCCGUCCCUGUAUGAGGCGGGGGCGACGGAUCUGUCGCCCGAGGAGAUGGAGGAGAUCCGGCGGCUGCAUGCCAGCGACACCGCCAUUGACAAGGAAAAAGACACGAUAGAGCUUCGACUCGCCGAGGUUUGCCUGAAGAGGAACAUUCCGUACCUGGGAAUAUGCCGGGGAUCGCAAGUGCUGAACGUUGCAUGCGGCGGGACACUGUAUCUGGACGUGGAGAAAGAGGUGUCGAAGAAAAUCUCGCUGGGGCAAAAGGUCGAACACAUUAACUACGACGACUAUGAUGGGCACCGGCACGUGGUUAAGGUUGUGGAGAACACCCCGUUGCAUCACUGGUUCAAGGAUUCUCUUGAAGAAGAUGGGAAAAUGGAGAUUUGGGUGAAUAGUUAUCAUCACCAAGGAGUGAAGAAGCUCGCCCAGCGCUUCGUUCCCAUGGCGUUUGCCCCGGACGGAUUGAUCGAAGGGUUCUACGAUCCCGAUUCGUAUAACCCGGAAGACGGGAAGUUCAUCAUGGGGCUCCAAUUCCACCCGGAAAGAAUGAGGAAAACCGAUUCCGAUCAAUUCGAUUACCCAGGAUGCCCGUUUGCCUAUCAGCAAUUUGUGAAGGCCGUGAUUGCCUACCAAAAGAACCUUACAAGCAGCACAAACACCAUCCCAAAAGCUCCAAAGCUCAACCAAGAAAUGGAGAAACGGAGGAAAAUCAUCCUCAAAAGCUUCUCCCUAGCUAGAAACAUAUACAAUCACGGCACCGGAAUGCAUCCGUCAAGGGAAUCCGACUUGGAAGCCGGUGCAGAGUUUCUCGAGUCGAAUACAGCGCUGAGCGUGCAGCAGGAGAAGAGGCUGAAGCAAAUGGGGGCGACGGUGAGGAACGCGUCAUGGUACGUGGAGAGGGUGAAGCUGAACGAGGAAAAAGAAGGGCUAGCCAGGAAGGUGAUGGGGAAGAUGACGGUGGAUCAGCUCUACGAUCUCAGGUCUUUCUACCACAUGAUGGGGAAGAUAUCUUCUGAAAUCUUGGAAAACAAACUCCGAGAUAUGGUCGUGUACGAGGCUGCUGCUUCUUGAAUCUUCAUUAUUCACGCCCACCACUCCAUUCCACCGUGCAUGAGUUUCUGGCUCUUUUUUCGCUUUGUUGUCAAAUUUAUUGCGCUUCUCUUUUUUCCUUUCGUUAGGAGGCCGGAAUCACAUGUUUGUAAAGUAAGCCCCCCGCACAAGUCACUUUCUUCUCAUGUAUAUUUCUCCCUCCUCCCUCUGUAACUACCUGUUCAUCUAUUAGAACUGUAUCUGUCCUGGCCUGCAUGUACUGCAAAGCUUUUGUAUCAUAAUUUUAUUAAUUCCAAUCCCCAUUCUGUAACUCUGAUUCCCAAAUUAAAAGAUGUGUACUAUCCAAUAGUGAUAGGAUUAUUGUCCA